This is a messenger RNA of Owenia fusiformis, 2930 nucleotides long. Lineage: Eukaryota; Metazoa; Annelida; Polychaeta; Sabellida; Oweniidae. The record is from the annotation of a GenBank genome assembly.
CAAGGAUAUGAUCGCACUGAACGAAACACUCGGAGAUUGUUACGUCUUGAUAAAAACACUUCAGAAGCAGAAUAAAUCGAUUCAAAUGUUUACCAUGUUCGCAUGCUCUAUAUAGUACUAACACAGACAUACCCUAUGAUGCCAUACAGCUGACUAAGAUGCGGAUAUGAGCCUAUGAGAUCCUACUACAAAACGAUCUGGCCAACAUCUGUGCUUAGGACAAUAGCUAAAUGGAACACUGUAUCUGGUGACAUCUUAGACUGUGACAGUCAAUAAAUGCAAUUACCCAAAUGCGAACUUGCUGGCCAGGGCUUCAACAGCUGCAUGGCAUUCACUCUACCUACCCACAGUAUUCUACACCUAUGCAGACUCAUGUCGAAACUCUAUCUGCCAGAUAUAUUCAGCAUUAAUAUAGCUGAAUUAUUUUGUUAUAACAUCUUAAAUCAUAGUGAUAGAGGCACAAUAAAACACUGGAUAUUAUUUGUGAUAGAUUGGACAGAGGUGUUUUAUAGUGAUUGUAGUUAUCUUAAGUCAACAGCCUAUAGAACUAAACUGUGUCAGUCUGUUAUCAGCCAGUCUGUAGGUAACUGGCUUAACAAUAGUGCAACAUGCCUAAGAACAAUGAUCAUGAAGCUGAUGAGCCUCUAACUAAAAAGCAGCGUCACUCAAGCAGUAGCAACCAGUCAGAUAGCAGCUCUUCAUCUGCAUUUUCAAUACCCACACCUCCAGAUGGUGGAUGGGGAUGGAUAGUUGUGUUUGGCUCAUUCAUAUGCCAUCUCAUUGCCGAUGGAAUAGGCUUCUCAUUUGGAGUCAUCUAUGCAAACUUAUUAGAGCAGUUUGGAGAAUCUAAAGCUAAGACGUCAUGGGUUGCCUCUCUCUUCCUCUCUGUUCCCUUGAUUGCUGCACCCAUUGGAAGUGCACUCACUAACAAAUAUGGCUGUCGGACAGUCACCAUGUGUGGUGGAUUUGUUGCAAUGUUUGGAUUUUUCCUCAGUUAUUUUGUGACUUCCAUUGAGAUGCUAUGUGUAACAAUAGGACUUAUAUCUGGACUGGGUCUCUCUGUGGUAUAUGUUGCUGCAAUAAUUGUUGUUGCCUACUAUUUUGAGACAAAGCGAGCAUUUGCCACAGGCUUAGCUGUUAGUGGAUCUGGUAUAGGAACAUUUGUAUUUGCCCCACUGACUGAAUUCCUCAUGGGGAAGUAUGGAUGGAGAGGAACUAUCUUAAUACUGGGGGGUAUCAUGCUGAACAUUGUAGUUGCUGGGGCUCUUUUCAGACCUCUUGAAACCAAAAGAGAUAAAAAGCGUAAAAGAUAUCUCAGAUCAUUAGCAAAAUUUUCGAGACAGAACUCCACCAUAAGUAUGGACGAUAUAAACCAAAUACAUAUACCUUUGAAUGGUAGUGCCAGUAUAAAUGAUAAUUGUAUAGAUCUGGAUAUGCAAAAGCAUAGCAUGUUGAAUGAUCCUGUGACACAGUCCCUUAUGACUCUACCAACAUACUACCACAAUGAUCACAUCAAUAGAGAUGUGGAGGUAAUACAUGAAGACAAUGAUGAACACUUCAGUGGGAGUCUACCUCAUAUAGCAGACGACUCUUGCAAUGUCCUGGAAAUAUCACAGUCACACUCUGUCAGUCUCUGUGAUGAACAGUUCCCUAUUUGUAAUGUUCCACGUAAAAACUCACCAGAUAAGUUAAUCAAUAGUACUCCUGCAAUGAGCAAUGGACCCUGGAAACAAAAUACUAUAAGAAAAACCCCUGAUACAUUGACAAUACAACCAAUGUAUCGCAAAGAUAUAUUUUAUCGAGGCAGUUUAGUGAGAAUUCCUCGCUUUAAAACAUCAUCAAGUUGUCCAAAUAUCCACGUAAAAACCAAAACUGAGGCUACAGAUACCAACAUUUUGAGUAUAAUCUCUGUAUCUUCUGAAGUGAAACAGAUUCUCAAGGAAAUGAUGGACAUAACUAUUUUAAAGAAUUUGUCAUUCAUCAUGUUCUGUGUGUCUAACAUUAUCCUCUACAUGUGGUAUGAUGUUGUAUAUGUCUAUGUGACUGACAGAGCUAUCAACCAGGGUCACUCUGAGGCCCUCUCUUCACUUCUCAUCUCCAUCAUUGGUAUUGUUAAUACCAUCGGUCAAGUGAUCUUUGGAGUUAUUGGAGAUCAUCCCAAAGUUAACUCUCUGUUCCUCUACAUGACAGCUAUCAUAAUAUGUGGUGUAUCUGUUAUAGUAAUACCACUGUGUUACAACUAUCCAUUACUUGCCACAGCCACUGGAGGCUUUGGAUUCUUUAUUGCAUCAAACUAUUCAUUGACAACCAUUAUCCUGGUGGAUCUAGUUGGCAUGGGGAGACUAACUAAUGCUAUGGGUUUAGUCAUGAUGGCACAGGGGAUCAGUAACCUCAUUGGACCUCCUUUAGCAGGUAAAAUCUCUGAUGAUACCGGUUCAUAUGAUGCGGCUUUCUAUGCAUCAGGGGCAUUCAUAGUACUAUCUGGUGCUUUGCUGCUUCUUAUUCCCUGUUUAAGCACCUUGUGUAAAGGCACAGACACUGUAGUUGACACUGCUGAACAUCAGGCUCACUCUAAUGGAACUGCAAAGCACCAACCUUCCUCAAAUGGAACUAACGGAUACCAAUCUUCCUCAAAUGGAACUAAUGGGUAUAUACGAACAGACUUGAAUAAUAAAAAAGAGACAUCUGUUACAAUAACUGUGGUGUAGUACAUCUGUAAUGUAAUUUAUACAUCUGGGCUCAAUGAUAUUAUUACAUACCCUGGAAAGAUAUAUGGUUCAUAUUUUAGCCUGAACUUGUGUAUUAUAACGAUAUUGUUACCCUGGCAAUAGACUAAUACGCGAUAGACGAAAACAUGGUCAUUAACAUAAACAUCUCCCGCAAUGCAUCACUUCAACUGGGACAAAUUUUCAUUUUCAAUGUUAAUUCUC